Molecule: messenger RNA, 1561 nt
Organism: Suillus paluster
Lineage: Eukaryota; Fungi; Basidiomycota; Agaricomycetes; Boletales; Suillaceae
Product: P-loop containing nucleoside triphosphate hydrolase protein
Exons: 6
Coding region: 56-1480 (474 amino acids)
Biological process (GO): double-strand break repair via homologous recombination
Cellular component (GO): Smc5-Smc6 complex
Molecular function (GO): ATP hydrolysis activity; ATP binding
Source: RefSeq, a predicted model, not a curated record
GCGUCAAUUACCACAGCUUGGCCCCAAACUUGCGUGUUCCUCCUGUGCGACGAACAUGCCUCGCCGAACACGAGCAGAGGUAGAGGCUGACACCGACUCUCUUAAGGAGAACUCUGCUCUUCCGAACGUGGCCAAGGAAGAGGUCAAAAAGGAGAAAGGCACAGGCGAGAAAGUCAAGGACGAGAAAGGUAAAGGCAAGGCGACGCGUGUCGAGCAUGAAACAGGGAACGAAGAUCCAGCGCAGACUCAAGCUGGAAACAACGCUGACACUGAUGCCGAAGGCGAUGUUGAUGCUGACGGUGAUCCCGAGAACGAGGACGGAUCUCCAAGAAGCCGCAAGCGCGCUCGCGUCAAUGCAGAAGGCGACUUUGUGCCCUCCACCCCGAAAAGGGAGCAAAUAGCGACUCUUCCUCGUGAUGACGAUGGUUUCAUCCCUGGUUCUAUCGUGCGUAUUCAGUUGCACAACUUCCUUACGUACGACUGGGUGGAGUUCCGCCCGGGUCCUUACCUGAACAUGAUACUCGGCCCCAACGGCACUGGUAAAAGCAGUAUCGCUUGUGCUAUUUGUCUCGGCCUCAACUGGCCUCCGAGCGUGAGCGCUUUUUAUUAUUCUUGUUUCUUGCCUCAAGUCUACCUUCACCAGAUCCUUGGUCGCGCAAACGAGAUUUCUAGCUUCGUCAAGCACGGCAAAGACAGCGGCUACAUCGAAAUUGAGCUCAAGGGUGCAAAGGGUCAAAAGAACCUUGUAAUCCGACGGAACUUGAACGCUAAGUCCAAAGGCUCGACUUUGACUCUCAACGGACAAUCUUGCACUGGCAAAGAGAUUUCGGCUCGCAUGGCAAAGCUCAAUGUUCAAGUCGGAAACUUAUGUUCAUUCUUGCCUCAGGACAAGGUCUCUGAGUUUGCGCAAAUGACCCCACAACAGUUGCUCAGAGAGACGCAACGUGCCGCGGGAGAUGUUAAUUUGACAAAUUGGCAUGACACGCUGAUUACCGCUGGCAAAGAGCUCAAGGACCUCCAGGAUAAAGCACAUGACGAGCAAGAACGGUUGAAGACGAUGCAAGACCGUAAUUCUCAACUUGAGCGAGACGUUCAGCGUUAUCAAGAACGCAAGCGUGUCGAGAAGGAUAUCGCUGUCUUAGAAGUGUUGAUUCCUGUUAAUGAAUACCAUGAAGCUAAGGAGCGCUAUCAGAAGGCCAAAGACCGCCAGCGGGACUUACAUGCCCGCGUGCGGAAACUGAAGGAUAGAAACGCGCCCGCACACGCCAAGCUAGAGCAACUUGCUGUGCAGCACAAGGAGUACGAGAAAGCACGCGAGAAAAAGAAGAAUGCAUCUCGCCAGAAGUUCCAGCAGAUGAAGAGCAAAUGGAGCGAGAACGACAGGCUUGUUCGUCUAACAGUUCAUUUUCGUUUCUUGUCUAAUGACCAGCCGCUCAGGAACGUGACGCAGAGGAUGUCACGAACAGACUUGACGGUCUGAAGCGGGCCGAGAAGGAUCGCGUGAAGAAGAUCAAAGACAUCCAAGGGCAGAAUGAGAAAUGGCAGAAAGAGCUCGACAACC